This is a messenger RNA of Chaetura pelagica (chimney swift), 4374 nucleotides long. It is a transcript of the gene SNAPC4, whose product is annotated as small nuclear RNA activating complex, polypeptide 4, 190kDa. The transcript is spliced from 20 exons. The record is from RefSeq and is a predicted model, not a curated record. Lineage: Eukaryota; Metazoa; Chordata; Aves; Apodiformes; Apodidae. Bases 1 to 4374 code for a protein of 1457 amino acids.
AUGGAAGGAGAAGCUGACAGCAGUGAUGAUGACAUGGAGAGCAAUCUGCCUCUGGAUCCUGAAACGUGUUUGCAGAUGAACUAUGUGUACCAGGAAGUUAUCCAGGAAAAGCUGGAGGAAGUUGAGCUGCUCCUUGCACAAAACAAAGAACAGCAGAAGGAAAUCAUGGGCGACCUCAGUGGUCCAAAAGCAGGAAAAGCAGGAGGUGGUAGAAAUCUACCAGCAAAUAGAUUUUUGGGUCACUUCAUGAAGCCAUACUUUAAGGAUAAAACAACAGGAAUUGGCCCUCCUUCCAAUGAAGAUGCCAAGGAAAAGGCAGCUCAGGGCAUAAAAUCCUUUGAACAACUGAUUUCAACAAAAUGGAAAAGCAGAGAGAAGACGUUGCUGCAGAAGGCCGUGGUGAGCGACCGCCUGCAGCGCCUCUUGCAGCCCAAGCUGCUCAAGAUGAGUUACUGGAAUCAGAAACUGGAAAAAGUCAAGACUGAAAUGGAGAAACAGAUCCUGGAAAAGCAAAUCAAAGAAUUGGAGCAAGAAAUUGAGGCAAUUAACCAACUCCCAGAAAGUGACUUGUUGGGAAACAGAUUUGAUGAGCAUGACUGGGAGAAAAUUUCCAACAUCCAUUUUGAUGGACAACGCAGUUCCGAAGAACUGAAGAAGUUUUGGGAAAACUGGGAGCAUCCAAGCAUCAACAAAAAGGAAUGGACUGAGGAGGAGAUAGAGAGGCUCAAGAAGAUAGCUGCUGACCAUGGUUAUCUGGACUGGCAGGCUAUAGCCCAGGAGCUGGGGACAAACAGGACACCUUUCCAGUGCUUGCAGAAGUAUCAAAUCUACAACAAGGAUCUGAAAAGGAAAGAAUGGACCAAAGAUGAAGACCAGAUGCUUUUAGAGCUUGUUCAAGAGAUGAGAGUAGGAAGUCACAUCCCAUACAAGAAAAUUGCUUAUUACAUGGAAGGAAGAGAUUCUGCUCAGCUGAUUUACCGAUGGACAAAGAGCGUGGACCCCAGUUUGAGGAAAGGACCCUGGACACCAGAGGAAGAUGCUAUGCUGCUGGCUGCUGUGGGGAAGUACGGAGAGCGCGACUGGUACAAAAUCCGGACAGAGGUGCCCGGGAGGAGUGAUGCUCAGUGCAGGGACAGGUACUUAAAAGCAUUGCACUGUGAUGUAAAGAAAGGCAAGUGGAGUUUAGAGGAAGAGGAGCAGCUGAUUGAUCUGGUUCAAAAGCAUGGCCUGGGUCACUGGAGUAAAAUAGCUUCUGAACUGCCCCAUCGGACUGACUCCCAGUGUCUGAGCAAGUGGCAGCUGAUGAUUGGGGCUAAGAAGAAGGGAUCCAAACGCCAACACGUGCAGGAGAGUUCCAGCUCUGAAGAGAGCAGCAGUGAAGACAUUGAGCUGGACUUAGCAGACAGUUCAGAGGAGGAGACAACCACCAAGGAGGAGGUUGAAUUUCCCAGCAUUGACUUGUGGAUACCCACACAGAGUCCACAGGAGUCAAACAAAGGAAUAUACCAGACUCCAUCCCUCUUCUCUCCUGGGAGCUCUGAUGUGAGGACCACGAGCAGUGACAUGCCAAGGGCAGGGUGUGAUGGAAACAAAGACAGAGCUGCUGUUAAGACCACGGAGUUGAACACUGUCCUGAGAGGCCUGGCACGUCCCCAUUCAACAGACAUCACUGUGAGGAACCCAACAGAAGUCCUGAACAAGGCUGCCAGGUCUGGAAAGCAAGUGCUAUGGGUUAGCCUGGAGAAUGUGAGAAGAGUCUUGAGGAAUAACACAUGCCUUCUGAUGAAACUUCAACCAAAGUUGUUAACAAGGAUGUCUGGAGUGGGUACCCAACAGAAGCUGCAGCACACCCCCGUGAGAGCUGGUCGGCAGGAGAGGGAGCGGUGGAAGAGGAUGAGCCUGGACAGGAAGCUGCUGAUGGCAGUGACACCCUGGGUGGGCAAUGUACUGCUGCCCUGUGUCCUGCAAACUGGGAAGAUGGCUUUUCACCAGACAAAAGCUGAUUCUAUUCAAGAGAAGCUCAAGUCUGUCAGUCUCGUGAGCACUCCUCUGUUCAAACUUUUCAUUCAGCUCUUCCAGAUUGAUACCCAUGGCUGCCUGAAGAUCAUUAGUGAGAGAAAGCUGAGGCAGGCAGAGCAGCUCCGAUCUGACCUCAGAAGGCCUCAGCAGGCUUCCCAAAAUAUGGACACUUCUUCAGGCAAUUCAUCACAAUCUUGUACUCAGAGGAGCUCCCAGAGGGGUGUACCAAGGUGUGCUGUCAGGAGACGUGUGGCUCUACAACCAAGGGAGAGUUCUGUCCUGGAGAGUGGUGCUGCUGCUGGGCAGAGAGCUCCUCCAGCCCAAGGGCAAAGGCACAAGACUAGAACUGUCUCAGAAUUACUGAGAGAGAAGCGACUAAGAGAAUCCCAGGCUAACAAAGCUAUGCAGAGGAAAGUCUUUGUUGCCCCACAGAUGCUGGUUUCGGGGCCUCUGAUAAUCCAGCACCCACCACAGCAAACCGUUCCUUCUGCACAGCCAGGGAGCAAAACUGAAGCAGUUGGUAGUAAAAAUAGCCAAGUGCAGUGUGCACCAGCUCCACUGCCAGCAUUUACUUCUGCUGCAGGUUCAACUUCUACCAGUGCUGUGCUUGAAAACCAUUCUUCAUCAGUGCCAGAAACUGGGGAGAGCCCCAGUUCCUCACAAGUGACAGAACUACAGUCCAAUAAAGACAAAGAGAAAGUUUUGGAAGAUAGCCCUGGAGGAGGGGCUCUUCCAGGCAUGAAUCCAGCUGCAGCAGAGAAGGCCUCAGAUCAGGGAGGGUGCAAUGGUCAGGUCCCAGCUGGCAGCCCAGCUUCAGCAGUGUUGCAAAACCAAGCUUUUGUGCCACAUCAGAUUACAGUGGUGCCUGUUGGCAUUGGGUCUGGCACCAGCAAAUUGUCUCUUUCCACACCAGUUCCCUGUGAGCUGACCAGUAAUGGGACACAACAGAGGCCAGUCGGUCUCUUGUCUACUCAUGUAACCCCACAGACUGGUUCCCACUUGAUUCCCAGCAGCAUCCUGCCCUUCACCUGGGUUGUGACACCACAGUCUCUGCUCUCCACGGCUGUGCAGACUGUGCUGGGUGUUCCUGGUGCUGCUGCGGGGAGUCCGUCUCACACGCCUGUCACAUCCAGCAUCUCCAGCCUGGGAGUGCCUCCAGCACCAGCUGGAGCACAUACACCUCACCCCAGCAGUGCAGAGACAAAAGCACCAAGUGCCCAGGUAGCAGGAGGACCUUUGGGAAAGACAGCUCACCAUUCCACAGGUCUCUUACCUGUGAUCUUAGCAAGCCCUGGAUGCACCACCUCCAGCAUUUCUGCUGCAACCCCUGCAUGUCCAGAUGGCUCCUCCAAGGCUUCUGAAUCCUCUGCAGCUCAGACUGAUGCUCCAUCUGGUACACCAACCCUGCAGGCUGUGGUGCUGCCCCAAGCACAGCUACCUACGAGCACCCAAGGGUCUGAUUCCCAACGUCUGUCAGGUCUCACUAGCUCAGGAAAGAGCUAUGACUCCAUUACAACCAAUGGAUCACCUUCCAGUCUAAGGAUUGUCACCAAAGGGAUUGUGCUCCAACCAGGAGAUGCAGUUUCCCAUAACAAUGUUCCAAGGAACUCUGAUUGCUUUGCUGCACAAGCAUGGAAAAACAGACCUCUUGCCUCCAAACCUCCAACUACACAGCCUGCUGACAGUCCAACUCAGCCAACCUCUUCCAGUGCAGAGAAGAAUGUACUUGACUUUAGCCUCAUUUCCCUCGAAGAUGAGGAGCUAGUGAAGGAGUGGAUGAAGGGGAAACAAGGUGUCCAAGUACCAUCACUGCAGACCAGGUUGCCUUAUUUGCCACCUUUUCUGUGCAACUUAAAAACCCUCUCAAAGCUACUUUUGCAGAAAGCAGCUUUAGAAGAGCAAGCAGCAUGUCUGCUGCCUUCCGAUGCCAGUCAGGGUGAAGCCACUGGGGUUGAUCUCCAAGCUAUCAGGAACCUGGUGCAGCAGAAACUCGGAGAUAACCCUGCUUACCUCCUCCUGAAAGCCAGAUUCCUGGCAGCCUUCACACUCCCAGCUGUACUAGCAACUCUGCCUCCUCCAAAAGUGUCAACAACUCUGUCAGCCAGCAGGAAGCAAUAUGAAGAGAGUGAUGAAGAGGAGUGGCAGAGUGAGAAGGAAGUGUCUGAGGAAGAGAGUUGUGGGAAUAAAUUAACAGGUGAUGAGUCUGGAGACAAAGAUGCUGAUUUACUAAAUCAGAUCAUGGGAGAUGAAGAGAAUGUUGCACAGUCUGUCUUGGACUCCUGGACUGAUGUGGCUGAUGCCAGUGCUCCUCAAAUCAGGAAAAGUAACCGCUUCAGGAAGAGGAGGAGGAUGUGA